Molecule: messenger RNA, 1479 nt
Organism: Drechmeria coniospora
Lineage: Eukaryota; Fungi; Ascomycota; Sordariomycetes; Hypocreales; Ophiocordycipitaceae
Product: hexokinase
Exons: 6
Coding region: 1-1479 (492 amino acids)
Biological process (GO): glycolytic process; intracellular glucose homeostasis; glucose 6-phosphate metabolic process
Cellular component (GO): mitochondrion; cytosol
Molecular function (GO): ATP binding; D-glucose binding; fructokinase activity
Source: RefSeq, a predicted model, not a curated record
AUGGUUGGUCUGGGACCUCGCCCACAGCCAGCUAGGAAGGGGUCUAAGGCGGACAUCCCCAAGGAUCUCCUCGAGCAGGUGAAGAGGCUAGAGGACCUCUUUACUGUCGACAAGAACAAGCUCAAGGAAAUUACCGACCACUUCGUCUCGGAACUGGCCAAGGGCUUGAGUGUGGAAGGCGGCAGUAUCCCCAUGAACCCUACCUGGGUCAUGUCGUUUCCUGAUGGCCAUGAGACGGGAACCUUCCUUGCCCUCGACAUGGGCGGCACCAACCUGCGAGUCUGUCAAAUCACCUUGACGGACCGAAAAUCCGAGUUCGACAUCAUCCAGUCCAAGUACCGCAUGCCCGAGGAGCUCAAAACUGGCAACAGCGAUGAGCUCUGGGAGUACAUUGCCGACUGCCUGUACCAGUUUGUCGAGACUCACCACGGUGACUGUGCAAACAUCGAAACCCUACCGCUGGGGUUCACCUUUUCCUACCCAGCCACCCAGGACCACAUCGAUGCUGGAAUUCUUCAGCGAUGGACCAAAGGAUUUGACAUUGCGGGCGUUGAGGGCGAGAACGUUGUACCCAUGUUUGAGGCUGCUCUCGCGAAGCGUGGGGUUCCUAUUAAGUUGACAGCUUUGAUUAACGACACUACCGGAACCUUGAUUGCCUCCGCAUACACCGACACCAAGAUGAAGAUUGGUUGCAUUUUUGGAACCGGCUGCAACGCGGCUUACAUGGAAGAUUGUGGCUCCAUCCCAAAGCUUUCUCACAUGAACCUCCCUGCCGACACUCCCAUGGCCAUCAACUGCGAAUGGGGCGCCUUUGACAACGAGCACAAGGUUCUUCCCAGGACCGAGUUUGACAAGGCCAUCGACCGCGACUCUCCUCGCCCUGGUCAGCAGGCCUUCGAGAAGAUGAUUGCCGGUCUCUAUCUGGGCGAGAUUUUCCGGCUUGUCAUGGUGGACCUUCACGACAACAAAGACGUGCACAUUUUCGAGGGCCAGGACAUAUCUCAUUUGCGCAAAGCGUACACGCUGGACUCUUCAUUCCUGUCCGCCAUCGAGGAGGAUCCGUUUGAGAAUCUCCAAGAGACGUCUGACCUUUUCUCGUCCAAAUUGAGCAUUUCUUGCACGCGGCCUGAGCUGGAGCUCAUUCGACGCCUUGCUGAGCUCAUUGGCACCCGUGCUGCCCGUCUGUCCGCCUGCGGUGUCGCCGCCAUCUGCAAGAAGAAGGGCUACAAGUCUUGCCACGUCGGCGCUGACGGCUCCGUCUUCAACAAGUACCCUCACUUCAAGGCUCGAGGCGCACAGGCCCUCCGCGAGAUUCUUGACUGGCCCGAGAGGACCAACACCAACGAAGAGGAUCCCAUCGAAAUCCUUGCCGCGGAAGACGGUAGCGGCGUCGGCGCCGCGCUCAUUGCCGCGCUGACUCUGAAGAGAGUCAAGGCUGGGAAUAUGGCGGGUAUACUGCAUCCUGAGAAUUUCAAGUAA